AUGGUUGGACACACAACUUGCAAUGACGACUACGUCUACCACUGCGAUUCUAACAACAAAUGGGUGGCUAAGGAAAAGUGUGUGUAUCCGUCGUGGUGUAAUGCCGAGGCUGAUGGUACCGUUGGAUGUGUAUCGGACACCGGAUUGAAGCGCAGCGCCCCGGUGGACUCAUCUGUUGACACUUUGAUUCCUACUCGUACUAGUGGAUACUCUCCAUCUCAUAUCAACUGCAGGGAGGCUGAAUUGCGCUGUAAUGGGCGCUGGGAGGAGAUUUGCGACGGGUUUGGCGUAUGGCAGAAGUGGCGGCAAUGCGCUGAGUGCUUUAGUCAAGGUGACGGGAAAGCCGACUGCAUUCCUGACAAUAGCCUUCCAUCGCCUGAGCCCACGCCAACCUUUUGCAAGAAGGACCAGCUCCGAUGUAAUGGACAUUGGGAGGAAAUUUGCGACAACGACGCCGAGUGGCACCGUUUGACGCAGUGUGAAGACUGUAGUGAAGAUGAAGGCGGCGCCAUAAAUUGUGUGCCUCUUGUGGAUAUGCCACCCGAGCCGAGUCAUCCACCUCAAUGCGUACAAGGUACUCUACGCUGCGAGGGUAAUUGGCUUGAUCUCUGCAACGCGGAUCUCUCGUGGCAGCGUAUACAGCAGUGCCUCGAAUGCGUUAGUGACACUGACGGCCAGCCCUUCUGCGACAACGGGCAAGUGCCUAGUAGCAGUAGCAGUGAUGACGUACCGGGAGCCACGCCGACAACUUCGUCGACUCCGGCUACGUCUGUUCCAACUACUCCGUCAGCUCCAACUACUACGUCAGCUCCAACUACUACGUCGACUCCGGCUACGUCGGUUCCAACUGCUACAUCAGCUCCAACAACAUCGGCACCAUCACAGACAACUCCGGGAAUUGUGCUAGGCAUACCUCUCAUGAAACCCCCGGCUCCACAUACAUCUAAGGCUCGUAUGGCUCAGGAUAACCCGUGCUUCGCCGGUGAAGUGCGCUGUAACGAAGAUCGUGUUUUGGCAUGUGACGCGGAGCACAAGUGGCAGGACUUUGGACCCUGCCCUAGCUGCAAGCAGCUUUACAACACCCGCGUAAAGUGCGAUUAUAACGAUUUUGUGGUGGGUGGCGACCCCAUUUAUCGAACUGUCUUAAAUCAGGACUGCGAGCCAGGUUCACAUCAGUGUGGCCCUGACAACAAAACCGUCGAGACCUGCACCUAUGAUGGCAAAUGGGCUACUGUUCAAGUAUGCCCGGCCGAGGAGAUGUGCCUAGGGAUAUUUGAGGGGGUGGUGUUUUGUUUCGCGAAGGAUGUUGCUGGAUCCGAAAUGGCCAAGUAUAACUAG
This is a messenger RNA of Daldinia childiae, 1338 nucleotides long. RefSeq lists its product as uncharacterized. The transcript has 2 exons. NCBI's taxonomy places the organism in Eukaryota, Fungi, Ascomycota, Sordariomycetes, Xylariales, Hypoxylaceae. The coding region runs from base 1 to 1338 and encodes 445 amino acids. The record is from RefSeq and is a predicted model, not a curated record. Gene Ontology annotation, cellular component: membrane.